UGGUCUCGUGGCUGCAGCAGCUUUGGGAGUUGUCAAAUUUAUUGGGGUCUAUGAUAAGAGCCCAACCCGUGCUAUACACUUCAGAUUAUAUCAGUAUGAAAGGACUGUUCUAGUCAGUGCACAACGGAACUCAAGCGUUAAGUUUAUUGAAAAGCUACUGAGGAGGAAAGGCCAUGUCUGGGUGGCUACCUGUGAUUGGGAUGACUUCUCUUCCACACCUGGGCGGACUCUAUGGGGGCUUUAUUACACGCAAAGAGGUGAAAACCUGGUACCCAACACUGACAAAACCCUCAUGGAGGCCACCAAACGCAGCAUUUCCAGUUGUAUGGACCUGUUUGUACACUGGCAUGGGGUAUGGCUCCUAUCUAAUUUGGAAAGAACUUGGUGGAUUUACUGAAGAAGCGCUGGUUCCACUGGGAUUGUAUGGUGUGCAACUGGCACUGAAUUGGGCCUGGACUCCUAUCUUUUUUGGUGCUCACAAGCUUAAAUGGGCUCUUAUGGAGAUUGUGCUGCUCACUGGCACUGUGGGAGCCACUAUGUGGUCAUGGUAUCCCAUAAACAAAACUGCCGCUCUGCUCCUGGCUCCCUAUCUGUCCUGGCUGUGUCUCGCAACUUCCCUCAACUACUGCAUCUGGAGAGACAAUCCUGAGGAAGGAAAAAAAGAAGAAUAAGGGAUGUUUUUUAA
Molecule: messenger RNA, 685 nt
Organism: Periophthalmus magnuspinnatus
Lineage: Eukaryota; Metazoa; Chordata; Actinopteri; Gobiiformes; Gobiidae
Product: translocator protein-like
Exons: 4
Coding region: 174-671 (165 amino acids)
Cellular component (GO): mitochondrial outer membrane
Source: RefSeq, a predicted model, not a curated record